AUGUUUAAAUACAUAUCAUGGUUAGUAGCCGCCAUAGCCAUAACCUUGGGGGUGUUCCUAACUUUCUACAUCUACAAAGUACCUGAUAUGCCCCAACUGGACCAGGAUCUGUGGUGGGGCAAAGCACCGAGGCAAAAGGAAGAGGACACCUCCAUUAGACCAUUUAAAAUUGAAUUUAAUGAAACGGUGAUUAGUGAUUUAAAGCAGAGGAUAAAAAACAGGCGACCCCUAACACCGCCCUUAGACGGUAUUCAGUCUGAGUAUGGAAUAAAUACCGUCUAUUUAGAGAAUCUGCUAACCUAUUGGGCAGAAAAAUACGAUUUUAAAAAGCGAGCAGAACUGUUGAACCGAUUCCCACAUUAUAAAACCAAGAUACAAGGUCUAGAUAUACAAUUUAUACGAGUAAAGCCCUCAGUGAAGAAUGUCAAAGUAGUGCCUUUGCUCAUGCUGCAUGGAUGGCCCAGCUCCUCAAAGGAGUUUGACAAAGUUAUCCCGAUAUUGACUACUCCUAAAGAUGGAUACGACUUUGUAUUCGAAGUGGUUGCUGCUGACUUACCUGGAUUUGGAUUUUCUGAGGGCACGAGUAAACCAGGACUUAAUCCAGUAAAGAUAGGCAUAACGAUGAGGAACCUGAUGAAACGGCUUGGGUUUAACGAAUUCUAUGUCCACGCUGGCGACUGGGGCUCACAGGCCGCCACGCACAUGGUCACCAUAUUCCCUGACGAAGUGAUGGGAUUCCAUACAAAUAUGCCAUUAUCAUCAAGCCUUAAAAGUGGUCUAAAGAUCCUCCUAGGGUCACUGGCUCCCCGCUUAACCGGUGAUCAUUAUCACCGUUUAUAUCCCUUAAGUCAGCUUUUAUAUCUAGUUAGAGAAAGUGGUUAUUUCCAUCUAAUGGCGACUAAACCAGACACACUUGGUGUCAGCUUAACAGAUUCGCCAACCGGUUUGGCGGCUUACCUAAUAGAAAAAAUGGCCGUAGGCACUAACAGGGAUCAAUUAGACACGCUUCAUGGAGGUUUGGAAAGCCUGGAACUGGAUGACGUGUUAGAUACAAUAACUAUUCAAUGGGUAAAUAAUUGCGCUGUCACCUCUAUGAGAGUGUAUGCCGAAGAUUACUUUGCUAGUUCACCAGAGGUUUAUGAGUUGCAUAGGAUACCUACGAUGGUACCGACAGCCGCUAUCAAAUUGAAGUUCGAAAUAAUGUGGCAGCCCGAUUGGGUUCUCCGGGACAAAUUUCCUAACCUAGUGCGCUCCACUACCUUAGAUUUCGGAGGGCAUUAUGCCGCCCUAGAAUUGCCUAAAGUAUUAGCCGAUGACGUUUUUUCGGCUGGAGCAGAGUUCCAGAAAUUUCACGAGGCUAAUAGAAAAAUGUAAAUG
Molecule: messenger RNA, 1377 nt
Organism: Cydia amplana
Lineage: Eukaryota; Metazoa; Arthropoda; Insecta; Lepidoptera; Tortricidae
Product: juvenile hormone epoxide hydrolase-like
Exons: 6
Coding region: 1-1374 (457 amino acids)
Biological process (GO): epoxide metabolic process
Molecular function (GO): epoxide hydrolase activity
Source: RefSeq, a predicted model, not a curated record